Messenger RNA from Triticum dicoccoides, 872 nucleotides. RefSeq names its product monothiol glutaredoxin-S2-like. The record is from RefSeq and is a predicted model, not a curated record. The coding region runs from base 145 to 507 and encodes 120 amino acids. Lineage: Eukaryota; Viridiplantae; Streptophyta; Magnoliopsida; Poales; Poaceae. The transcript has a single exon.
GGGCUCGCCUCUCCACCUCCUACGAAUCGAUACCGAUUGAUAUUCAUUCACGGUGGGCACCCGUCGUCUGCUAGUUUAGUUGCAAGCAGUGGCCGCGGCGACCUACCUCACCGUGUCACUUCUUCACGGCGGCGGGAGGCGAGCAUGCAGGCGGUGGCGGGCAUCCGGCGGGGGCUGACCAUAGACCCGGCAGGGGAGGAGGAGGCGCCGGCGCAGCGGUUCGGGCGGCUGGUCAGGGAGAGCCCCGUGGUCAUCUUCGCGCGCCGCGGCUGCUACAUGGCGCACGUGAUGAAGAGCCUCCUCGCGGCCGUCGGCGCGCACGCCACCGUCAUCGAGCUGGAGGGCCCCGCCGAGGAGCGCGCGGCGGUGGAGGCCGGCGGCCACGCGGCCGUGCCGGCGCUCUUCGUCGGGGGCGCUCCGGUGGGCGGCCUGGAGGGCCUCAUGGGGCUCCACCUCAGCGGCCUCCUCGUCCCACGCCUCCGAGAGGUCGGAGCCCUCCGCGCCUAGCUAGCAGCUGCUGGAUCCUCUCCUCCCCAUCUCCGGCGACUCUCUUGCACGUGUGCGUGCACGCUUCGUCUUCGUCUUCGUCUCCGUGUAUGUACAUAUGGAAACCAUGAGCUUUGUAAUUUCAAGACUAUCAAGGGUGUGGAGUGAGAAACAACAGGAUAAAUAAGCUGUACCGCACGGGUGGGAAAGACAACGAGAUGAACUCUAGCGGGGGUGUUGUGACAAAAAAGGUUGGACCUAAAUGUGAUUAUUACCUUACUUAGGACUACUCCAGCUGUGUUGAGUUUCGCAGACAUCAUCAGCAACUUAGCUGUUUGAAAAGCCCCUCUUUGCUUGCCCACUUGUUUAAAAUCUUGCUUCUGUUU